Messenger RNA from Passer domesticus (house sparrow), 840 nucleotides. RefSeq names its product serine/threonine-protein kinase pim-1-like. The record is from RefSeq and is a predicted model, not a curated record. Gene Ontology annotation, cellular component: cytoplasm. The transcript has 5 exons. NCBI's taxonomy places the organism in Eukaryota, Metazoa, Chordata, Aves, Passeriformes, Passeridae. Gene Ontology annotation, biological process: protein autophosphorylation. Gene Ontology annotation, molecular function: ATP binding; protein serine/threonine kinase activity. The annotation marks the transcript as partial.
AUGUUUGGACAGGCUCAGGGGCUGCCCUCGGGGAACGUGGGGCUCGAGGCGGGGGCGAGCGGCGCGGCCCCCGGCCCCGCGGCUCCCGUGUCGCGUUGCAAAGAGCGAACGCCGGGGGAUGGCCGGGCCGGGGCGGGUGAGGGGCGCUCGGGGGCCGUUGCUGGCCCCGGGCCGAGCGCUGACAGCCGCGUCCCGCCCGCAGGGAAGGCGCAGGAGGCCCUGCAUGAGCGGUACUGGCUGGGCUCGCUGCUGGGACGUGGAGGAUUCGGCAGUGUCUGGUCGGGGACGCGGCUCUCGGACGGCACCCCGGUGGCCAUCAAAAAGGUGCCACGGAACCGCAUCUGGCGUUGGAGCGAGCUGCCCGACGGCACCAGCGCACCCCUGGAGGUUGUGCUGCUGGACAAGGUGUCCAGUGGCUUCUCCGGUGUGGUCCAACUGCUGGAAUGGCUUGAGCUCCCCAGCGACAUUGUGAUGGUGCUGGAGCGGCCAGAGCACUCUCAGGACCUCCUGCAUUUCAUUCGGGCACGGGGGUUCCUGCGUGAGGAGGUGGCACGGCAGCUGUUCCGCCAGGUGCUGGAGGCCGUGCGGCACUGCACCAGCUGCGGGGUCCUGCACCGCGAUAUCAAACCAGAGAACAUCCUGGUUGACCUGGCCACCGGGCAGGCCAAAUUGAUUGACUUUGGCUGUGGCACCUACCUGCAAGAGACAGCCUACACUCACUUUGCAGGAACACCAUCAUACAGCCCCCCGGAAUGGACCCGCUUUGGCUGGUACCAUGGCGAGCCAGCUACCAUCUGGUCCCUGGGCAUCCUGCUGCACGAGAUGGUCUGCGGGAAGAUG